AGACUUCACGCGAGAAGGUAGCAAGGAGUCGAGGUGUCAUUGUUUGUGUAGUGCCGUGCCGCGAGUGUACUGCGUAUGGCGAUCUGACAAUACGGACUAGCCAUGGCCACGGCAAAAAUGAAGAUAGUUUUGCCGCUAGUCGUGUGGAUAACAAUAUUUACAAAUUAUGUACAUGCUCAAGGCGGUAUAGGUUUUGGAAUUAGGAAAGAAAUAUUCUUUUUAAAUUUAGAAGACGGUUAUUUCGGGUGUCAAGUGAACGAGUCGACGGAUGUCCUCCAACUCUACGAACUGUCGAGGAUAUGUGAUGGAACACCGGACUGCUACAGAGGAUCCGACGAACUCCGGAGGGAACUCAAAUGCACGAAUGACUGUCAUAAAAAGGAUGGUGUAAGAUGCCAGAAUGGCGCAUGCCUCGACUCCCAGUGCCACUGCAACGACGGGUAUGGAGGCUGCUCCUGCGAGGUGCCAGAUGAGAACGAGUGUAAAUAUCGACCUUGUGAUGUGUUUGCUCACUGCACUAACUCGCUAGGCAGCUUCCACUGCUCCUGUUUCCCUGGAUACCAAGGGGAUGGCUUUUACUGUCAGGAUAUCAACGAAUGUGAAGAUCCAGCGAUAGCUGCUCGAUGUGUCGAAAACGCCGAAUGUUGUAAUUUACCAGCUCAUUUUGUUUGCAAGUGUUUACCUGGAUUUGAAGGUGACGGAGAAGAGGAAUGUAGAGACAUAAAUGAAUGUGCUCAACCUGGCAUUUGUGGCCACAAUGCUGUAUGUCACAAUGUACCUGGAAACUAUACUUGUCAAUGCUUGGAAGGCUUCAAUGGAAAUCCCUUCGAUGGGUGUGAGGACGUGGACGAAUGUGCUUACGAAGGAGCUUGUGCACCGGGUGCCAUCUGUACCAAUGUGCUCGGAGGUCACCGCUGCGCCUGCCCACCUGGCUUCGAUGGUGAUCCACUUGUCUCGGGCUGUGUGGACGCAAACGAGUGUGCAAGGAACCCUUGCGGUAGAGAUGCGCUGUGCAGCAAUGUCCCCGGUAGCUUCAAGUGCUCUUGCCCCCCAGGAAGUAUUGGAGACCCCCUGCACUCUUGCACAGACAUUAACGAAUGCGAGUCAUCACCUUGCGGAGCGAAUGCUGACUGUAUCAACACCAAUGGAAGCUACACUUGCUCGUGUCCUGCGGGCUUCACAGGCCCUGCAGACAAAGAGUGUGUGGACAUCAACGAGUGUGGGCGGCCCAACGCCUGCGGGGUCAACGCAAAGUGCUUCAAUGUUCCAGGCUCAUUCAAGUGCCUCUGUCCGCAAGGAUUCAGCGGACAAGGACAUACGUUCUGCCAAAAUAUCAACGAGUGCAAGCAGAACCCUUGUGGAGCGAACGCCAUCUGCAAAGAUACCGUCGGCAGUUUUGUAUGUUCAUGCAAGGAAGACUUCACAGGAGACCCGUUCAAAGGCUGUAUUGAUAUAGACGAGUGUGUCACCCUAGACAGACCUUGUGGAACCAAUGCAGUCUGUGAGAAUGCAGUCCCAGGUUACAAUUGUCUGUGUCCGCAAGGUUACUCUGCCAAGCCAGACGCCAAGGUCGCUUGUGAACAGGUUGACGUGACAGUUCUGUGCAAGACCAAGUUUGACUGUGUUAACAAUGCCGAGUGUGUGGAGGGUCAAUGUUUCUGCCAGGACGGAUUCAAGGCACAAGGUUCGGUGUGUGUGGAUGUUGACGAGUGUGUGGGUCAACCAUGUGGACCAUACUCGACAUGUCUAAACACGCCCGGAGGCUUCCAGUGUAACUGUCUGCCAGGCUAUAUCGGAUCUCCGCCGACUAUGUCCUGUAAAGAACCCUGUAAGGAUAUCACUUGUGGUGAACACGCCUUCUGUAAGCCUGAUGGCAACGAGACGUACUGCAUCUGCGAAGAUGGCUGGACGUUCAAUCCUCUUGAUAUCAGUGCUGGAUGUAUUGACAUCGAUGAGUGUGACAAGAUAAAUGGACCAUAUGGCCGUUGUGGACCGAAUGCUGUCUGUACCAACACGCCCGGGGCAUUCAGUUGUCAAUGUCAACCUGGGUUUUCAGGCAACGCAUUCAAGCAGUGUUUCGAUGUAAACGAAUGUUCGAGGGCAGAUGCGUGUGGACCCGGGGCGGUAUGCACCAACGCUCCUGGCUCAUACUCGUGUAGAUGCCCGGAAGGCUCACUCCCCGACCCUGACCCGUUCACCCGAUGUGUGACUAUUGUUACAUGCAAGACCAAUACUGACUGCCCCGGCAACGCUAUAUGUGAUCCUCAGAACCGCUGUCUCUGUCCCGAGCCUAACAUCGGAAAUGAGUGUAGACAUCCUUGUGAAGGGAUGGCUUGUGGUCCCAACGCCCAGUGCAUGCUUCUGAACGGAGAAGCCAAGUGCUUGUGUCGUGCCGGUUAUACCGGCACAGUGCCGGCCGGCUGUGUGGACAUAGACGAGUGCCAGGUCAACCCCUGCCCGCUGGGUGCAAUCUGUAACAAUGAGCCUGGCAGCUAUUCCUGCCAAUGUCCGGGUGGCUCAGGUGGUGACCCUUACAAGGACGGAUGCUCCCAACUCAAGGUGCCAGAGUCGUGCGGACCCAAAGUGCCGUGCCCAGGGACCGAGAUGUGUGUGAAGGACGACUAUGUAGGACACAAUGUUUGUAUCUGCCAAAGCGGCUACUCAAGGGAUCCGAGCACGGGCCGAUGCAAGGACAUCAACGAGUGCAGUCCUACUCACGACCGACCUGCCUGCGGCCUCAAUGCUAUCUGCAAAAACAUGCCAGGCAGUUACGAGUGUGUGUGCCCUCCAGGCUUCAACGGCAACCCCUUCUCUCUGUGCGAAGAAUGCAACAGUUUGGAGUGCCAGUGCCAGCCGCCGAACCGCCUAGUGAAGGGUGAAUGUGUGUUGGCCGAUUGCUCCAAGGAAAGGUGCCCCACAGGCGCAGAGUGUAUCACUAUCGCAGGUGGCGUCAGCUAUUGUGCCUGUCCCAGAGGAUCCCGGCCUGCAGAUGAUUGGUCUUGUCAAGAUAUCGACGAAUGCAUAGAGAACGGGCAGGUGUGUGGAUAUGGAGCGCAGUGUGUCAACGAACCUCUCGGUUACAAAUGUGUGUGUCCACCUGGAUAUGGAGGUGACCCCCAGCGCUUCUGCUCACCCAGUCAGGUGCGCUGCGUGGCCGACACGGAUUGCUCUGCAAACGAGAAAUGUGUACAGCCAGGCGAGUGUGUGUGUCCACCACCAUUCUUCACUGACGCAACCGACAGCAACAAAUGCAAGAGUCCUUGCGAGAGAUUCCCGUGUGGUAUGAAUGCUCAAUGUUCUCCAACUGACCCUCCACAGUGUUUGUGUCUGGCCGGCUACAAGGGCGAUCCCCAACAGGGUUGUGUGGAUGUCAACGAGUGUGCUAGUAACCCUUGUGCAUACGCUGCGCGCUGCAUCAAUGAGAAGGGAGGCUUCAAGUGUAUUUGCCCCCAUGGGAUGACUGGAGAUCCGUACAGAGGCGGAUGUAUCGGUACGAUAUCACCGAAGGGAGAGUGUGCUGUGGAUGAUGAGUGUGCUGGACAGCUGGCCUGCGUCAACAACGAGUGUGUGAAUCCCUGUAAUUCAUUGCCAUGCAGUGCCAAUGCUUACUGCGAGGCUGAGAACCAUGCUGCUUGGUGUCGUUGUUACCCUGGUUUCCGAGAGAACCAACGAGGUGAUUGUGUCUCUCAGUGCGAAGGAGUUAUUUGUGGGCGAGACGCACAAUGUAUUGUGACAACAACUGGAGUAACAUGCAAGUGUGCCGAGGGUCAGCGUGGUAACCCGUUCCCUGGUGGAGCAUGUGUACCAGAUGUCUGCUCUGCUGCCAGCCCCUGUGCGCCACCAACCGUCUGUAUAGGUGGCCGGUGUAAAGAACGUUGCGAGGGCGUCGUCUGCGGUGUGGGUGCCACUUGCGAUCCCAAUACCAACCAAUGUGUUUGUCUACCUCUCUUUGUCGGCAAUCCAGACCUGCUUUGUAUGCAACCGUCAGCACCGCCCAUAUGUGUACCCGAAUGUGGAGUCAAUGCCCACUGCGAGUACGGAGCUGUCAACCAGUGCGUGUGCAACCCGAGCACCAGUGGCAACCCGUACCAGGAAUGUGGCCCUCAGGACAAGAGAGCCUGCUCGCAGCAAGUGUGCGGCAAGGGGGCCCAGUGUCACGAGACUGUCGAUGGUCUCACCUGCACCUGUCCUCAGGGCUUCCGUGGCAACCCAUACAUCAGCUGCGAAGAUAUUGAUGAAUGCAUUGGCAACGCCUGUGGCAAUAACGCUGUAUGCAUUAACACUCCUGGAAGUUUCGACUGCCGUUGUGUGGAUGGUUACCUAGGCAACCCUUUCACGGGAUGUUUGCCAGUGGCACCUCAACAAUGUGGGGACCCCAUCACCUGCGCCUGCAGCAGUGACAGGCCUUGUCCCUCUGGUUACACAUGCAUGCGAGGCCACUGUAAGAACCGUUGUGAUGGAGUGAAGUGUGGACCCAGAGCUGGAUGUGUCAACGGGAAAUGUGUCUGUCCACCUGGGCUAAUCGGAAAUCCCAGCAACCUCCAGUCUGGAUGCCAGGUGGAGGGGCAGUGCAACAACGACUUUGACUGCAAGAGCGCUGAGAUCUGUUUCCAGUUCAGUAAAAACGUGCGAAAGUGUGUGGACGCUUGCAGUAAACUCCAGUGUGGGCCCAAUGCUCUCUGUGUAACCGAAAACCACAGGUCGUCCUGCAUCUGCUCAGACGGCUACGAAGGCAAUCCGGGAGAUUUGAAUAUCGGGUGUCAACCAGAGAGAUCAGUUACCCCUGAGUGUUCCAAGGAUGAAGAUUGCAAGCCUGGACUUGUCUGCGUGAUAGAUUCCAAUGGCCAGAACAUUUGUUCUAACCCUUGUGAAAAUCUGGUUUGCGGCCAGAAUGAAGAAUGUCUCAUCGAUGACGACGACCACCCGAUCUGUCAGUGUAAGGAGGGAUUCAAAUGGAACCCAAUAAGCUCAACUUGUCAGAAACCAUCUUUACCAGACUGCGAAUCGAGCCAAGAUUGUGCGGAUACUGCUGAGUGUAGACCGGAUCCACUCGGAGUGUUGAAAUGUACUGGAAUAUGCUUAGAGUUCACUUGCCCUAGUAAUGCAGCUUGUGUUGCUACUAACCAUGCUGGCCACUGUCAGUGUUUACCGGGAUUCACGGGAAAUCCAAAUGAUAGGGAAGGAUGCAAACCUGCUCUGAGAAACCAGUGCACUCAGGAUAGCCAGUGUGCCGAAGCAGAUACCUGUAGAUUGGACUCAAGCUCUGGAGCCUUGUCGUGUCAACCAGCUUGUGAUAUGCUGAAUUGUGGCCCCCAAGCUGUCUGUGUGGCUAACAAUCAUGUGGCGCAGUGCCAGUGCCCUCCAGGGUUGUUCACUGGUGACCCCAAUACUUUUGGGUGCCAAGCAGUUCCGUGCGUCUACAAUACUGACUGUCCUUCACACCAACUGUGCAACCGGUUGAGCCACACAUGCCUUGACGUCUGCGAGGAGGACACUUGCGGAGCCAACGCCGUAUGUAUUGCCGAAGACCACAAAUCUGUUUGCCAGUGCCCAAGUGGAUUCAAGCCCAACCCACUUCCCGAUAUUGAGUGCGUUCUGACAGAAGUCUGCAACCCCAAUCCUUGCCACCCUUCUGCUGUCUGUGAACCGACACCAUCUGUGGGUCACACUUGCCGAUGCCCUCCGAAUCACGUCGGUGAUCCUUUCACAGAAGGCUGCCGUCCAGAAGGAGAUUGCCCCGAAGGGGACUCAGAUUGUCCCGAACAGUCGGCUUGCGUCGGAGGUAAAUGUGUAAACCCCUGUGAUGGAGCUUGUGGACCGAACACUCUGUGCAAUGUAGUGGAACGAAAACCCGUCUGUGAGUGUCUCCCGAAGUUCACACCUUUGUCGAAGAAUGUUGGUGAGGGCUGCUUGAGACAACUCACGAGCUGCACUUCGGAUGCCGACUGCCUCGGAGACGUCUGUAUCAACGGGCAGUGCAAAGUGGUCUGUCGCAAGUCAGAAGAUUGCUCGGAGGGCGAGAGGUGUGUCGCCAACAAGUGUCAAGUUCCUUGUGUUGGACACUCACAGUGUCAGUCUAGUCAAGCCUGCCUCAACAGUGUAUGUGUCAUAGGCUGCAGAAGCAACAAAGACUGCAAAUCUAGUCAUGCUUGUAUCAACAGUAAAUGUCAAGACCCUUGUGCUGCGGAGGGCGUAUGCGGGCCGAACGCUCAAUGUGCAUGCGUGAACCACGAGACAAUCUGCCGUUGUCCCGAUGGGUUCCAGGGCAACCCGUCACCACAGCAAGGAUGCGUGAGGGUACCGCAGUCGUGCCGCAGCAAGGACCAAUGCCCAAGGGGCCAGAUGUGUGUAGAGCAUGUGUGCAAGCAACCCUGUCGCAGUGAGGGAGAGUGUGCGGCCGGUGAGAGGUGUGACAGUGGAAUCUGUGUUCAGGUCUGCUACGGCGACAGUAACUGUCUAGCUGGAGAGCUCUGCGUGGCAGGAACCUGUAGGCCUGGCUGUGCCUCUGAUACUGAUUGUGAUGUUAACCAGAUCUGUGUUGACAACAAGUGCAGGUGUGGAACUGGCUUCAAAGUGACUGUCCGAGGGUGUCAGGACAUCAAUGAGUGUCUGCAGAAUCCCUGCCAUGAGAGUGCAGCAUGCACUAACACUGUCGGUUCAUUCCGUUGUUCCUGCCGUCCAGGCACUGUGGGCGACCCUUACCUCUCACCAGGAUGUGUCCGACCAGAUCAGUGUAAGGCGGAUGUGGAUUGCGCAGACAAACUCAGCUGUGUGCAAGGCCGGUGUACGGACCCGUGUACCACUGCUCACUGUGCACAGUCUGCGCUGUGUAGUGUAAAGAACCACCGAGCUGAAUGUAGCUGUCCGCCUCUACAUAUUGGAGACCCCACAAACAAAGAUAUCGGCUGCUUCAGGGUGGAGUGUGUAUUAGAUAGUGACUGCCCCCAGGAGAGAUACUGUGAUGGUGAAAACAACAAAUGUGCAAAUCCAUGUGACAGACUGAACUGUGGUCGAGGCAGCUGCAGAGUAACUGACCACCAGGGCAUCUGCGCAUGCCAUGAUGGGUACCAAUUCAUUGAUGGAACUUGCCAAGACGUGGACGAGUGUUUGAACAGCCCUUGUCACCAAACUGCUGUGUGUCGCAACAUUCCAGGAAGCUUUCAGUGCGUCUGUCCAGACGGUUUGGUCGGUGACCCAGUGGUGAGUGGGUGCCGGAAUCCUGGUGACUGCGCUUCCGAUGUGGACUGCCCGACGACUGCCAGCUGUAUCGACAGUCGCUGCCGUAACCCCUGUGACUCUCCUGCUGCCUGUGGUGUUAAUGCAGAAUGUACCCCAGUCAACCAUGGUCCCCAGUGCCAGUGUCCGCCACAGACCAAGGGAGAUGCCAAGGUGGAGUGUGUGCGGGUCGAGUGUGAAGAGCAUUCGGACUGUCCGAAGGCUUACGUCUGUCUUAACAAUGCUUGCCAGGAUCCAUGCAGUGUGCCAAACUUGUGUGGAGACAAUGCAGUGUGCAGUGCCGGAUAUGGUGCCGGCCAGACGGUAUGCUCAUGCCGGCCUGGCCACACCGGAGAUCCAGACUUGGGGUGUGUGCCGAUACAAUACUGCGUAGCAGACAACCAGUGCCCUUCUGGCACCAAGUGUAGCAACGGCAUCUGUCUCUCAAUCUGUUUGACGUCCCGCGAUUGUGUUGGUGAGCAAGUGUGUAUCAGCGGCCUGUGUCAACCCACCUGCAAACACAACCAGACUUGUCCAGACCUGCAGUACUGCCUCAACGGAAUCUGUGUGCAGGAGGUGCGAUGUCGAUCUAACGAUGAUUGCGAGGCCAGGGAGGCAUGCAACGCAAACAGUGUCGGGCAGGCCGAGUGUAAACCAGUGUGUGACGGUGCGCCUUGUGGCCGCAAUGCAGAAUGCUCUGCUUCCAACCACCAAGCCAAAUGUGCAUGCAAAUCUGGUUACCACGGCAACCCUCAGAUUGGCUGCCAGCCCAUCGAGUGUCGCUCCAACGAUGACUGCUCUAAAGAUAAGCUCUGUGAAGACUUCAUGUGCAAGAUUUCCUGCCUCGCCAACAACCCCUGUGGCCAGAACUCCCUGUGCUCUGCAGAGAACCACAAACAGGUCUGCUACUGUCAACCCGGUUACACGGGUGACCCUCACCUAGGCUGUUCGCUUGUAGACUUCUGUGCGUCUGCGCCUUGCGGACCGGGCGCCCACUGUGACAAUUCGCGUGGCAGCUACAAGUGUCUCUGUCCACUGGGGACUGUUGGGGACCCGUACCGAGAUGGCUGCCAUCCCCCUGUCGAGUGCGAGACAGACCUGGACUGUCCGGCCGCCACCAAGUGUGUCAAGGACAAUGGAGUACCCAAGUGCAAAGACGUGUGCGAGGGAGUGGUGUGUGGUCCCAGUGCUGAGUGUGUGUCUGCAGACCACACAGGCUCGUGUCAGUGUGUGGCCGGGUACGAAGGGUCUCCCAGCGACCUAACCCUCGGCUGCCACCCCACCCCUGUGCACUGUGAAGCCAAUAGCGACUGUCCCCAGGACACCUACUGCUACCAGCUGACCUGUAGACCGUGGUGUCAGUCGGACAACGAGUGUGGAUUGACAGAACAGUGUGUGCAAGGCCAGUGUAUGAAGCCCUGCGAGACGCCGGGGGCAUGCGGGAUAAACGCAGAGUGCCGCAUCUACAACCACGUCAAGCAGUGCAGUUGUCCACCCGGCUUCACUGGUGAUCAAAUCGAGUGUGUCAGAAUCCCAGUGUCAUGUUCGUCAGAUGCUGAGUGUGACGAGGACAGUCGCUGCGAGAACAGCAUGUGCCGACCUGUCUGUCAGACAGACAACGAUUGUGCCUUAAAUGAGAAGUGCCUCAAAGGCAGUUGUAUUUUGACAUGCCGUGUCGACCAUGAUUGUUUCCUGGGUCACAUAUGUCUCCACAACAUGUGCAUCUUCGGCUGUCACUCUGACGAGGACUGCUCAGCCAGCGAGGCGUGCCGGGACAACAGAUGCUCAAGCCCCUGCCUAAGCUCCCCAUGUGGGCCCAAUGCUGUGUGUGCCGUGACCAACCAUCGUGCCACUUGCUCCUGUAGGGCUGGUCUUGUGCCCAACCCUUCCGCUCAGGUGGCAUGUGUAAGGGCACCAGCACCGCCUUGUUCCUCCAACCGUGACUGCGGUACCGGUGCCACUUGCCAAGACGCUGUGUGCCGUCCAGUCUGUUCCUCCAGUGCCGGUUGUCUUAGUAACGAGCAGUGUGACACGACGGGUGGCGUGUGCAAGCCGCUGUGCCGCAGGGAUGAUGACUGCCGCAGUGGUGAGGUGUGUGACAACCUCAUGUGCACGGUCGGCUGCCGCAGCGACAACAGUUGCCCGGAGGACAAGGCUUGUGUCAACAGCAAGUGUAUUGAUUUGUGUGCGUCACCGACAGCCUGUGGGACGAAUGCUGGGUGCAUGAUGCAUCGCCACCAGAAGCACUGUGCUUGUCCCCCUCCACUCCUGGGAAAUCCUGAGAUCGGUUGUCACCACGUCGUCACUCCUUGUGUCACCCAGGAGGAUUGUGAACCUACCCAGGCCUGUCACGCUCUCACUUGCACCGCCCGUUGUCAAACGGACUUCAACUGCUUGUCAGACGAGAGAUGUGUGAAGGGAAUUUGCACGACUAUCUGCAACUCCGAUGCCAAAUGCGGCAGCAACCAGAUCUGUGAGAACCGCCUGUGUGUGGUCGGCUGUCGUAGUGACAACUCCUGUCCGGACGACCAAGCAUGCAUCAAUAAACAGUGCAGAGACCCUUGCGAUGGAGCAACUACAUGCGGAUCGUGCGCGGAAUGUCGUGUAGUGAACCACGGAGUGCAAUGUCGCUGCCCCACAGGCACCAUAGGCAACCCGCAGAUCACCUGCGUUAAGCCGCCGGUGCGUUGUGACGGAUCAUGCAACUGUGACCAGUCCACCGGCUUCUGUACCGUUGCGUGUGACAACAACAAGGAGUGCUCCUGCGGUGAGGUGUGCAUGGCAGGCGUGUGCAGCAUGAAGUGUUCCUCCAAUAUCGCUUGUCCGCAGGGAUAUGUGUGCGAGGAUGGGGCGUGUCGCAGCGGAUGUCACGUGACAGCAGACUGUCCGGUUACCAAGGCUUGCUUCUCAGGGCAGUGCCAGGAUCCAUGUGGUCCAGACAGCCCUUGUGGCACCAAUGCCCUUUGUCGUGUGUCAGACCAUCGUCCUGUGUGCCUGUGUCCUGAAGGCUACCAAGGGGAACCAAGUCAGGCGUGUGUCAAAGCGGUGUGCACAGCAGACGACGACUGUGAGGGCAACCAACACUGUGCGCCUGAUGGAGCCUGUCGCAACCCCUGUCUUGAAGCUGGCGUUUGUGGAAUCAAUGCACAGUGCAAAGUCAUCGGCAAGCGGCCCCAGUGCUCCUGCCCUCCAGGGUAUCAGGGCAAUCCUCAUGUUGAAUGCAAGCAAGGAGGUGAGAGUUGCAGUCAGAACCCCUGCGGAGAGAACACACAGUGCCGCAACGUGCCAGGCGGUGUGGCUUGUAUGUGUGAAUCAGGCUGUACCGGAGACCCAUACCAAGGCUGCGUGUGUGCCAAGUCAGCCAACUCAUGCCAGGACCUCAAGUGUGGCACUAAUGCAGCUUGUAAAAUGCGCGACAAUAAACCUCUCUGCUUCUGUCCACAGAAAUAUCCGUUGGGUGACCCUUUAACUCAAUGUUCCGCUCCAGUAUUGCCCAAAGACUGUCGUACGAUGGGCUGCGGUAAACACGGGGAGUGCGUGGCCGUGCAGGACAGCUAUGCCUGUCAGUGUCCCAGCGGCAUGGUUGGUAACCCUGAGGUUGAGUGCAGUCCAGAGAGCACUUGCUCCGCAGACUUGGACUGCCCUAACGAGAAGGCUUGCAUCAAUAGACAGUGUCUGGAGGUGUGUAGUGUACGGGGGGCGUGUGGGGACAAUGCAUUGUGUCGACCAGUGCAGCAUCGUCCACAGUGUUCGUGUCCCGAGUGUCACACAGGGACUCCAGAGAUAUCCUGUCAGCCGGACCCCAAGUGUGAGGAGAUUCAUCCGCGACCCACCGUCCCCAUCCCUUGCUCGUCUGACUCGGACUGUCCGUCCACCAUGGCGUGUUUCACUGACAACUGUCGUAAUCCCUGCCUCAUGGCCACUCUCAAGUGCGAAGUCAACAAGAAAUGUGAAGUGAGACAUCACCGACCCAUGUGCGUUUGCAAAAACGGCUUCUCCGUCAGUGAAUCGGGAGAACUCAGCUGUGCUCCAGACAGUUCAGAAUGCAGCUUCGACGAUCAGUGCACUUCUAACUUGGCCUGUAUUAAGGGUAAAUGCUCGAGUCCGUGUUCCUCAUUGACGUGUCCUGUCGAGAAGAUCUGUGAAGUCGUCAACCACCGCCCUGUCUGCCUCUGCACCAAGGACUGCAAUCCUUCCUUGUCCAUCUGCCUGAGGGACAAUGGCUGUCCUCCACAACAAGCCUGUGUCAACUUCCAGUGUAUCGACCCUUGCUUAAACACGACCUGCCCACAAGAUACUCCAUGCUUUGUUGAGGACCACAAGCCACUCUGCAAGUUCUGCCCUCUUGGGUUCACUACAGAUCCAAAAUAUGGAUGCCUCAAAGUGUUGGGAUGUGUGUCAAACGAUGAGUGUUCACACCAACAAGCUUGUGUCAACGGCGCCUGUCAGAACCCUUGUCAUGUUGCCAACCCUUGCGCACCCCACCAUACUUGCCAAGUCGACCACCACAACCCUGUCUGCGUCAAAGUUUGCGAAUGUCAACACUCCACCGACUGCAGGCCUCAUUAUCACUGUGACGGAUGCGCUUGUAUACCAGACUCUGAAGGAGUUCCAUCAUGCAACUGUGGUCCAGGAAUACUCUGUGACUCUAUCACUGGAGCCUGUUUAGGACCUGGCAAAGAAGCUGGCGGCACGCUCUCUCCUUCCGCUCCAGCUGAGACUGAAACCACUACUCUCUCAUUGGACACUUUUACUACUGGUGUAAUAGACCAGGGGUUUCCCACUAUUCCCACAGUAACACAGUCUGUCUCAGAAACGUUUAAAACAGGCCUUGAAACAACACUUUCUCCUACACUUAACCCUCCUGUAGACCUUAAAACUACAUUGGGAUCUGAAAGUGUAUUAAGUACAGAACCACCAACAUUAACUACUGAAGAGGCUCAGUUACCUGGAGGAGAUGGAGGUACUUUAUUUUCGGACACUACAACAACUGAAAAGAUUUUUCAAACCACUGACGGCUUUCAACAAGAUAUACUCACAACAUCUGAUAGAACAUUUUCUUCAACAAUGUCAGACGAAGAUACUCAAAUGCCAAUUGAAGUAACAACACUUAAUUUUGAAAGUACCUUGAGUACCACAUCUAAUAUAGUAAGUGAAGGUACUACAAUCAGUCCACAAACAACACCACAACCAGAAGAAAUAGAAACUACAAGGAGUUUAAGUGAAAUUACAACCAGGUUUGAAGAUGAGCCCACCACAUCUACAUCUAAAAUUCCAACAGAUGUCAUUUCAGAAGUUGAAAUCACAACGAGAAGAAUUUCAGAUGAGAUAACCACAUUAGAACCGACCACGUUUAGUAUAGGAACCACCACAAUGUCUAGUACUAUAGUAGAGGUUACUACUCCUGCUGAGACUAACACUGCCUCAGAAGCUCCUAAAGUAGGAGUGUCUGCCAAAAUGCCAAAGAAUGGUGUUGAACCUGUUGUUCCUGGGAGAGAAGAGCCAGUCACAACUGAAAAUGUUCCUGAGAUAGUUACCACAACUCAAGAUGUUGAUGUUAUUCAAGGUUCAGAUGAAAGCACCAAAGAUUUACCUGAAUCUGAUGAAUCUAAAACUGAAAUAAUCCCACCUGAUGACAGAUUAAGCUCACUCCCAGAUAUGUCAUCAACACCAUCACCUACGUUUGAGACAACAAUAAGAGAAGAAAUACUUACAUCUGAAAAAUCAACUAAGUUUCCUGAAAUAAUUCAGCCUACAGAUGAAAUAGAUACAAUGAAGACCACUAUAUCAUCAGUAGGGGUAGAAGAAAGAGUAACUGAACCUAGUGUUCAAAUAUCUCAACCUACUACAUUUAACCCCUUUGAAACCACUAGUCAGGAAGUAAUAUUUAAGACUGAAAUAAAUACUACACCUGUUGGAACUGAUAUGAUAAAAUUGGAUCAAACCACUUUACCAAUUUCAGGUGUAACAACAAUAAAGACUGAGACUGAGCCUAGCAUUAAUGAAGAAACUACAAUCAGUGAGAAACAAGGUUCACUUGUCACCACCAUUCAAGGAUCUCAAACAAUACCAAUAAGCUCAGAAUUCACAACAUUAGAAAAUCUACCAGAAAGCACAACAGUUAGAUCUCCAGAAAUUAUACCAGAAAUAACCACAAAUACUUUAUCAGAAGUUUCAAUUAAUACAUCCCCAAAUAUAAUAACUUCAGAAAUAUUUCAAGAAACUACAACUGUCAGUUUGCCUGAAAUAACAAAUUUACCAGUUACAACUACUUCAGUACCAGAAAUAAUAUCAGAAAGAGUCUUGGAAACUACAACAAAUAUUUUGAAAGAAACAACAUUUAGUAAUCUACCAGACAUAACAAAUAAAAACAUUCCUGACGUGACGACUCUCAGAAAUUUUCAACAAACGUCUGUUGGAGUUCUACCAGGGGUAACAUCAGGUUUUCCAGAAACUACUGAAAGUUUAUCAGGUAUAACGACAUUAAGAUCAUUGUCAGAAACCACCAAUAUAGUACCAGAAAUAACAACCUCUGACGUUUUUACAGAAGCUACUACAACUUUACCAGGAAUAACUACUUUAAGAAGUUUUCCAAAAGAAACUAGUGACAGUCUAGCAGAAAUUACAACAUCAAGCAGUAUUUCUGAAACUGCAGAAAUAUUACCAGAUAUUACAACUUCUAGAGGUUUUCAAGAAGCAACUACUGGUCUAUUGCCAGAAGUAACAACAUCAAGGAGUGAUUCUGAAACAACCACUGAGAAAUUUCUAGAAAUAACAACAUCUAGAAGUUUGCCAGAAAGUACUACUAGUAGUUUACCAGAAAUCACGACAUCGGGUACUGUUUCAGAAACAACAACUGAGAAAUUGCCAGAAAUAACUACGUUUAGAAGUUUAUCAGAAGAAACUAUAAGUAAUUUGCCAGAAGUAACAACAACAGGUAGUAUUUCAGAAACGACAACUGAGAAAUUUCCAGAAAUAAGCACUUUUAGAAGUUUGCCAGAAACUACUAGUGGUAAUUUACCAGAAAUCACAACAUCAGGUAGUAUUUCAGAAAUGACAACUGAAAAAUUGCCAGAAAUAACCACUUUUAAAACUUUGUCAGAAACUACUAGUGGCAGUUUACCAGAAAUCACAACAUCAGGUAGUAUUUCAGAAAUUACAACUGAAGGUUUUCCAGAAAUAACCACUUUUAGAAGCUUGUCAGAAGCAACUACGGGCGGUUUACCAGAAAUCACAACAUCAGGUAGUGUUUCAGAAACAACUGAGAAAUUGCCAGAAAUAACCACUUUUAGAAGUUUGUCAGAAACUACUACUGGCGGUUUACCAGAAAUCACAACAUCAGGUAGUGUUUCAGAAACAACUGAGAAAUUGCCAGAAAUAACCACUUUUAGAAGUUUGUCAGAAAAUACUAGUGGCAGUUUACCAGAAAUCACAACAUCAGGUAGUUUUUUAGAAACGACAACUGAGAAAUUGCCAGAAAUAACCACUUUUAGGAGUUUGUCAGAAACUACCAGUGGAGGUUUACCAGAAAUCACAACAUCAGGUAGUGUUUUAGAAACGACAACUGAGAAAUUGCCAGAAAUAACCACUUUUAGAGGUUCACAAGAAACAACUACUGGCAAUUUACCAGAAAUUACAUCAAGUAUUAUUUCAGAAAUUACAACUGAAGGUUUUCCAGAAAUAACCACUUUUAGAAGCUUAUCAGAAGCAACUACUGGCGGUUUACCAGAAAUCACAACAUCAGGUAGUGUUUCAGAAACAACUGAGAAAUUGCCAGAAAUAACCACUUUUAGAAGUUUGUCAGAAACUACUCGUGGUGGUUUACCAGAAACGACAACAUCAGGUAGUAUUUUAGAAACAACAACUGAGGUUUUGCCAGAAAUAACCACUUUUAGAAGUUCACAAGAAACAACUACUGGCAGUUUACCAGAAAUAACUACAUCAGGUAGUGUUUCAGAAACAACAACUGAGCAGUUAAUUGCAGUAACAACUUCAAAGAGCUUGCCAGAAGCAACUACUGGUAAUUUACCAGAAAUAACAACAUCAGACAUGAUGAUUCCAGCCACAAUUAUGACAAAAGAUUUACUAGGAACUACCACUGAUAUUUUUCAAGAAACCACCACCUCAAGCGGUGUUCCUGUAGAGCCAUUAUUUCCAACUGAAUCACCUUUUACAACAGCAGAGGCCACCACUAAUAUAGUUUCAGAAACAACUACUUCAGCUUUGGAAACAAAUAUUGAGGUGACUACUUCCAGUGUGCUUUCAGAUACUAUUACUUCACCUCCUAGUUUAGAAACAACCACAGUAGAGGAGGAUGAACAAAUUACUGAAGGUAAAACCGAAACAGAUUUACAACAAACAACUACUUCCCAAUCUAUACUGGAACAGACUGAAUCUUUUACCACUGAAAUCAUCAGUACUGUAUCUCAAGAAACUGAUCAGAUCACAACUACACAGUUGACUAGCCAACCAACACCAGCACCUACAACAGAAAUUUUUGGUGAAGUGACUACUACUGAACCAGCAACUACUGUGGUUACAAUGACGAAAAGCACUAGUGGUUUGACAAACUGUACUGAUGACAAAGAUUGCCUUGUUGGGGAGACGUGCAGGCAAGGAGCGUGCUCAGCCAGCUGUCAGGACGCCACUCAGUGUACGGUAACUCCACAAGUCUGUCCACCCGGCACCACCGGCAGAUACCCACAAUGCCAAAGAGUGCCGGGAGGGAGUCCGAAACGGCCACGUCCCUGCGAGUGGGACUCAGAGUGCCUCGACACGGAAGCGUGUUAUAAAGGCGUGUGUGAGGAUUUGUGUGGCCUAGCUAAUCUGUGCGCACCCUCAGCCAGGUGCCACGUCGUCAAACACAGGCCCGUCUGCACAUGCCCUCCUGGCUACCAGGGAAACCCUGCGCUAAAAUGCUUCUUGCCGCAGCCAUUGGUGUGCCACGUCAACGAGGACUGCGGCCUGACAGAAGCGUGCAUCAGCGGCGUGUGUCAGCAUCCCUGCAGUGUGCACAACCCUUGUGCACAGUACGCCAUCUGCGUCAAUACCAACCACGGCAGCGAGUGCAGUUGUGCUGAGGGCUACCAUGGAAACGGUUUCGUCGGUUGUCUGCCUGUUGGAGACUCACGUGCUCCUGUCUGUCAAUACAAUGAGGACUGCCCCCCUGACAAGCUGUGCGACAGGCUCAAUCGCGUCUGUAUCAACCCUUGUGCAGAGGAUUCGUGUGGGGACAACGCUGAGUGCAUACCAACUAAUCAUGGUGUAACUUGUUCAUGCCUGCCUGGUCAUCAGGGCAAUGCCUACAUCGAAUGUGAAGCAGUGACCGGAUGUAAGAGCAACCGGGAAUGUCCGAGGAAUGAGGCUUGUAUCAACGGCCACUGUACAAAUCCUUGCCGCUGCGGUCCCAAUGCUGUGUGUGAUGUGGUGAACCAUCGGGCCACUUGCAAAUGUCCACCUGGCUACACAGGCAACCCUUCAUCUGGUUGCAGAGGACCUCAAAAUCCAUGUAAUCCUAAUCCAUGUGGCAUCCAAGCUCUUUGUGAGAUUGACAACGGAAAUCCCAUCUGCUUCUGUCCAAAAGGAAUGACUGGAAAUCCAUUCAAGAAUUGCAUACCAGAAGGAGAUGACUGCACCCCAAACCCUUGUGGCCCCAACUCAGGGUGCAGAAUGGUUCAUGGAGGACCUCAAUGUUUCUGUCUGCCAGAGUUUGAGGGCAACCCUCCGUCCAAGGCUUGUGCUCUGCCAACUCACCCCUGUGACCCUUCCCCUUGUGGUCCUAACACACAGUGUGCCAUCCUCAGCAACGGCUUCGCCAAGUGCACUUGCCUCCCUGGAUACCUCGAGAGCCCAAACACAAUACGGGGUUGUGUGGAGAAAAGAAACCAAUGUCAGCCUAACCCGUGUGGACCCGGCGCCAUCUGCGAUCCCAACAGACAACCUGCCUGCUUCUGCCCCGAACCUCUUGUCGGCAAUCCGUACAAACAAUGUGCACAACCAGUCAAGUCUCUGUGCCAGCCCGGACCGUGUGGGCCCAACGCUGAUUGCUAUGUCACGGGUAACACCGAGCAGUGUUUCUGUCGAGCGGGAUACGUGGGAGACGCGUAUUCCGGUUGUCUCCUGCCUCCUGCCAGCCCUUGCCAGCCCAACCCCUGUGGUCCUCUGGCUCUCUGCAGUGUUACACAUGAAGGCCAUCCCAUGUGUGUGUGCCCUGAUGGAAUGGCUGGAGAUCCCACAUCCGGAUGCUCAGGACCGGAGUGCCGACAAGAUGACGAGUGCCCCCUCCAUCUGGCCUGUAUGGGCUACCGUUGCCGUGACCCGUGCCCCGGCUCUUGUGGCGCCGGCGCGUCCUGUCGUGUCGAGAAGCACCAUCCUGUCUGUACCUGCAACCACGGUCUCACCGGCAACCCUCUUGUUAGAUGCUACCGUUUGCCAGAUCACACACCAAUUGGCAACCCUUGCAUUCCGAGCCCUUGCGGACUCAAUACGCUGUGUGAGGUGAGAGGAGGGCGAGCUGUGUGCUCCUGCCUGCCCGACACCGUAGGGGACCCCCACACUGGCUGUCGGCCCGAGUGUGUGCUCAACAGUGAUUGUGCACCGAACCAAGCGUGUGUGCACCAACACUGUGUCGACCCCUGCACGCUGGGUAGUGUGUGCGGACUUGGCGCAGUCUGCUCCUGUCGUGACCACACCGCCAGCUGUACCUGUCUCGAGGGAUUCAGUGGCGACCCAUUCAUACAGUGUAUUCCCAUCCAGCCAGUGGUAGUGGUAGGAAGCAACACCAGCCUACCAUGUCAGCCGUCACCCUGUGGACCACACACAACCUGCAGUGUGUACAGCCCUACCGUUGCCAUGUGUGACCCGUGCGGUGGUCCAGGGGCUGCCUACAGCCCCGCCUGCUACCCUGAAUGUCUCACAGACUCGGAUUGUCCUUUCGACCGCGCCUGUAUGGGUCACACCUGCCGUGACCCUUGUCCUGGUUCAUGUGGCGUCAACGCCCAAUGUGCGGUUUGGCACCAUCAUCCGAUCUGCUCGUGCCCUCAUCCGCUGGCCGGCAACCCAUUUGAACACUGCCUACCUCAAGCACCUGAUUACCAACCACCGCCCUGUCAACUGGCACAGUGUGGACCUAAUACUGACUGCCACGAUAGCAAUGGGAUGGUCACCUGCAUUUGUCGACCUGGCACCUACGGCAACCCGUACGUAGGCUGCCGACCCGAGUGCGUGCUCAACUCAGACUGCCCUGCCAAACAGGCUUGUGUCAACAAUAAGUGUGCGGACCCGUGUGUGGGAGCGUGUGGUGUCAGUUCCCACUGUCAAGUUGUCAACCAUGUACCCGUAUGCUACUGCCCUCAGGACUAUUCCGGGGACCCCUUCGUCUCCUGCUAUCCUUUCAAGCCAGACUAUCCAGUCAUCGGGGAUAUGGGCCAUCCUGGCAACCCUUGUGACCCAUCACCCUGUGGACCCAACUCGAGGUGUCUGAUCACGCCAGUGGGUGCAGCUGCGUGUUCCUGCCUGCCCGGCUACCGCGGUGUCCCACCCAUCUGCAAACCUGAAUGCGUGGUGAGCAGUGAGUGCCCACAGACCCAGGCCUGUAUCAACCAGAAAUGUGCCGACCCGUGUCCAGGUGUCUGUGGUCUCAAUGCGCGCUGUCUUGUCGUCAAUCACAAUCCCAUCUGCAGCUGUCCUGUCGGCUAUGUGGGCAACCCUUUCACCAGCUGUCAACUACAUGCUGCUGCGGAAGAACCUAAAGUGCCUGGAGGAAACCCAUGUCAACCGUCGCCUUGUGGACCAAAUUCCAUCUGCCUGGUGAAGCAAGGUCGGCCGGUAUGUUCGUGUAGUGCCAACUAUAUUGGUAGCCCACCGUUCUGCAGACCUGAGUGUGUGAUGAGUCAGGAGUGUCCCCACGAUAAGGCCUGCAUACAGGAGAAGUGUCGCAACCCUUGCAAGCAGAGCUGCGGUCUCAAUGCCAAAUGUGAUGUCGUCAACCAUACACCAUUCUGUAGUUGCCUGCCAGGCUACCAGGGCGACGCUUUCAUCGGCUGCUCUAAAAUACCAGCAGAGAGACCUCAACCGACCGACCCUUGCUCUCCAUCACCUUGUGGUGAGAAUGCACAGUGCUCCAGUCCGGACGGGGUGGCACGAUGUACCUGUAUCCCUCCUUACGUGGGCAACCCGUAUGCAGGCGGGUGUAGACCAGAAUGUGUCAUCAGUGCUGACUGUCCUGCCCACUUGGCCUGUUUGGUGAGCCACUGCAGAGAUCCUUGUCCAGGCGUAUGCGGUAUCAAUGCUCAGUGCAGCGUCGUCAAUCAUAUAGCUGUCUGCUCCUGUCUCCCUGGCUUUACGGGUGAUCCUUUCAAGUCCUGCCGACAAGAAGUGGUUGCUGUGGAUCCGCCCAGAAAUCCCUGCGAUCCCAGCCCUUGUGGCCCUAACAGCCAGUGCCGAGUGUUGAAUGGUAACGCUGCCUGCUCGUGUGUCAGCGGCUACAUAGGUAGCCCGCCCAAUUGUCGACCCGAGUGUGUAGCCAGCUCAGAGUGCCCCCAGACCCGAGCCUGUAUUAACCAAAAGUGCAAGGACCCUUGUCCCGGCACUUGCGGUCUGCAUGCUCGCUGCCAGGUCGUCAACCACAACCCCAUCUGCAGUUGCCCGCCCAAAACUAAUGGAGACCCGUUUGUGCGAUGUGUGGAAGAAUCUCCAAAAAUUCCAUCACCAGCCAACCCAUGCAUGCCAUCACCUUGCGGUUCUAAUGCAGAGUGCCGGGUGAUUGACAAGCGGCCAGUAUGCUCAUGUCUAAGUGGUAUGCUCGGUGCUCCGCCAAACUGUCGCCCUGAGUGUAUUAUCCAUGCCGAUUGUCCCACGAAGUUGGCCUGUGUACAGAAUAAGUGCCGUGAUCCUUGUGCUGGAUCGUGCGGCUUCAAUGCACAGUGUACCGUCGUCAACCACCAGCCAGUCUGUGCUUGCAACGCGGGCUUUCAGGGUGACCCGUUCUCCGGCUGCAAUCCCACACCAGUUGUGGAGUGUGUAGCCGAGGUGACUUUGGAGACCCCGAGGGAUCCCUGUGUGCCGUCGCCCUGUGGCCCCAAUGCCGUGUGCAAGGAACGUCAGGGAGCUGGUGCUUGUGCCUGUAUGCCCGGUUACCAUGGGGACCCCUGGGGCGGCUGUAGGCCCGAAUGUGUCCUCAACUCUGACUGCCCCCGAGACCGUGCAUGUGUCAACAAUAAAUGCCGGGACCCGUGUCCGGGUGCCUGUGGACUCAACGCAGACUGCCAUGUCAGCCACCAUACUCCCGUCUGCUUCUGUAAACAAGGACACACGGGCGACCCCCUCUCUUCCUGUAGACCCGUUGUUGUUGAAUACUUACCGCCCAUGCUCGGUCACCCCUGUGUCCCCUCUCCCUGCGGCCCGUACAGCAUGUGUAGGCCCAUCAACGACUAUCCUGUCUGCUCAUGCCAGCCUGGAUACUACGGCAGCGCACCCCAUUGCAGGCCGGAGUGUGUGGUCAGUGCUGACUGCCCUCAGGACAAAGCGUGUGUGAGCCAGACGUGUGUGGACCCGUGUCCAGGCACGUGUGGUCUUGCAGCUCGCUGCCAAGUCGUCAACCACAACGCGAUCUGCAGUUGCCCGCAUGGUCUUGUCGGCGAUCCAUUUUUGCAUUGCUUUAAAGAAGAAAAGACACCUGUCAUCGUAGAGAGCAAAGACCCCUGUAUCCCAUCGCCUUGUGGGCCCAACGCAAACUGCCGUGCAAUAGGGAAUACCCCAGCAUGUUCGUGCCUCCCUUCGUAUGUCGGCCGACCACCCAACUGUCGACCAGAAUGCACCAACAACGCUGAGUGUCCUGGCCAUCUGGCCUGUCAGAACGAGAAGUGUAAAGAUCCCUGUCCAGGCUCCUGUGGAGUCCACACCAAUUGUGUUGUUAUCAAACAUUCGCCUGUGUGCUCAUGCAAUGAAGGAUAUACCGGUGAUCCGUUCUAUGGCUGUUCUGUCAUCCUGCAAGUAACACCGACAGAAGGACCGAGACAACCUUGCAACCCGUCACCUUGCGGAGCUAACGCAGUAUGCAAGGAACGUAAUGGUGCAGGCUCCUGCGUGUGCCUACCCGAGUAUUUCGGUGACCCUUACACCGGCUGUAGGCCAGAGUGUGUCAUCAACUCCGACUGUGAUCGCAGCAAGGCUUGUGUCAACAACAAGUGUCGAGACCCCUGCCCUGGAACUUGUGGUCUCAACGCUGAGUGUCGUGUUGUCAAUCACGCACCGUCCUGCUCUUGCUUGCCUGGUUUCACUGGGGACCCCUUGAGUGCAUGUCGACAACCUCCUCCUCCACCCAUGACACCAUCCAAACCGAAGAACCCGUGUGUGCCAUCACCCUGUGGACCCUAUAGUGUGUGCCGGGCAGUAAACGGUCAUGCCGUCUGCUCGUGCCAAGCUAACUACAUUGGCUCUCCCCCAUCGUGCCGACCAGAGUGUAUGGUCAGUGCCGACUGUCCCCAGGACAGAGCUUGUAUCAACCAGAAGUGUGCCGACCCGUGUCCUGGCACUUGUGGCCUCAACGCCAGGUGCCAGGUCGUCAACCACAACCCCAUCUGUAGCUGUGCCCCUGGCUUUACCGGAGAUCCUUUUGUCCGUUGCUUGCAAGAGAAGCCUGCUGUACAACCACCCAGUGGAAACCCCUGCGUUCCCUCCCCGUGUGGCCCCAACUCUCAGUGUCGUGUGGUAGCCAACAACCCUGCCUGCUCAUGUCUCCCCAACUAUGUCGGGCGUCCACCCAACUGUCGCCCGGAGUGUACCAUCAAUGCCGAGUGUGCGGGUAACUUGGCAUGUCAGAACGAGCGAUGCCGAGAUCCGUGUCCAGGGUCGUGUGGCACCAGAGCCACUUGUGUCGUCGUCAAUCAUGCCCCGCAAUGCUCUUGUGAGCCAGGCUUCACCGGCGAUCCCUUCGCCGGAUGUAGGCAGAUACUAGAAAUUCCUCCAACGGAAGGCCCGAGACAACCUUGCAACCCGUCUCCUUGUGGAGCUAAUGCAGUGUGUAAGGAACGCAAUGGUGCAGGCUCCUGCGUGUGCCUACCCGAGUAUUUCGGUGACCCUUACACCGGCUGUAGGCCAGAGUGUGUCAUCAACUCCGACUGUGAUCGCAGCAAGGCUUGUGUCAACAACAAGUGUCGAGACCCCUGCCCUGGAACUUGUGGCCUCAACGCUGAGUGCCGCGUAAUAAAUCAUGCACCGUCUUGUUCUUGCUUGCCUGGUUUCACUGGAGAACCCAUGAGUGCAUGCCAUCGUCCUCCUCCUGAGACUGUGGUUCCUCUAAACCCAUGUGAACCGUCACCAUGUGGACCCUAUAGUGUGUGCCGGGCAGUGAACGGUCACGCCGUCUGUUCUUGCCAGCCUAACUACAUCGGCUCUCCCCCCUCGUGCCGGCCAGAGUGUAUGGUCAGUGCCGACUGUCCCCAGGACAAAGCCUGUAUCAACCAGAAGUGUGCCGACCCGUGUCCUGGCACUUGUGGCCUCAAUGCCAGGUGCCAGGUCGUCAACCACAACCCCAUCUGUAGCUGUGCCCCUGGCUUUACCGGGGAUCCUUUUGCCCAGUGUGUCAGGGAUCAAAAGCCACCCACCCCGACCCCACCCAGUGGAAACCCCUGCGUUCCAUCCCCGUGUGGCCCCAACUCUCAGUGUCGUGUGGUGGCCAACAACCCUGCCUGCUCAUGUCUCCCCAACUAUGUCGGGCGUCCACCCAACUGUCGCCCGGAGUGUACCAUCAAUGCCGAGUGUGCGGGUAACUUGGCGUGUCAGAACGAGCGAUGCCGAGAUCCGUGUCCAGGGUCGUGUGGCACCAGAGCCACUUGUGUCGUCGUCAAUCAUGCCCCACAAUGCUCUUGUGAGCCGGGCUUCACCGGCGAUCCGUUCGCUGGGUGUUCGCAGAUACAAGCAAUUCCUCCAACGGAAGGACCAAGGAACCCUUGCAACCCGUCUCCCUGUGGAGCUAAUGCAGUGUGUAAGGAACGCAAUGGUGCAGGCUCCUGCGUGUGCCUACCCGAGUAUUUCGGUGACCCUUACACCGGCUGUAGGCCCGAGUGUGUCAUCAACUCGGACUGUGACCGCAGCAAGGCUUGUGUCAACAACAAGUGUCGGGAUCCCUGUCCGGGAACAUGUGGCCUCAACGCGGAGUGUCGUGUUGUCAAUCACGCUCCAUCUUGCUCUUGCUUGCCUGGCUAUUCUGGAGACCCUCUUACAAACUGUGUACUUACUCCAACACCUACCCAACCGACCCCAACCAACCCUUGCCGUCCAUCGCCAUGUGGGCCCAACAGUCAGUGUCGGGAGGUCAACGGUCAUGCCGUCUGCUCGUGUCUGGCCGGUUUCAUUGGCUCUCCCCCAUCGUGCCGACCUGAGUGUAUGGUCAGCUCCGACUGUCCUCAGGACAAAGCCUGUAUCAACCAGAAGUGUGCCGACCCAUGUCCUGGCACUUGUGGCCUCAACGCCAGGUGCCAGGUCGUCAACCACAAUCCCAUUUGUAGUUGUUCGCCUGGAUUUUCUGGAGAUCCCUUUGUUCGAUGUUCUAAAAUAGAAAUCUCCACAACGCCUGCUCCGCCCACAAACCCGUGUGAUCCGUCACCGUGUGGCCCGUACUCGCAGUGCCGUGUUGUGGGCGUCACACCUGCAUGUUCGUGCCAGGUGAACUAUGUCGGCCGCCCGCCCAACUGUCGCCCGGAAUGUACCAUCCAUGCCGAAUGUCCCAGUAACCUGGCAUGUCGCAAUGAGCGCUGUCAGGACCCGUGUCCCGGCGCGUGCGGACAGAAUGCGGAGUGUAGAGUAGUCAAUCACGCCGCUGUCUGCACCUGUCCGCAAGGCUUUAUCGGCGAUCCUUCUUCUGUUUGUCAGCCUGCACCCAUCUCCACCACAGAGCGCACUCCGGUCGUGACAGAUCCUUGCUUCCCAUCACCGUGCGGUGCCAACGCAGACUGCACCAACAGGAAUGGUGUGGGGUCCUGCACUUGCCUUCCAGGGUUCGAGGGAGAUCCCUACAGUGGUUGUCGGCGCGAGUGUGAGACCAACCCUGAUUGUGCACCUGGAUUAGCAUGUAUCCGCUUCAAGUGCGCUGACCCUUGUCCUGGCACUUGUGGCACCGGAGCUGACUGUGCCGUUAUCAACCAUAUACCGUCCUGCUCCUGCCCACCUGGCUUCACUGGUGACCCAUUCUCAAUGUGUAGACCCACACCACCAACACCUCCACCGAGGCCGGAGGAUCCUUGUAUGCCGUCACCUUGUGGACCCAACAGCCAGUGCCGAGCCGUUAACCAACAAGCAGUGUGCUCUUGCCAACCUAACUACAUCGGUGCACCACCGGCUUGCCGACCCGAGUGUGUGGUCAGCUCCGAGUGUCCUUUGGACCGUGCUUGCGUCAACCAGCGCUGUGCUGACCCCUGUCCUAACACCUGCGGCGUGCGCGCACAAUGCACCACCAAGAAUCACAACCCCAUAUGCGCCUGUCCACCCGGCUUCACUGGUGAUCCGUUCUCCCAAUGUGUGCGAAUUCAAGCAGAGCCAGUUGCCCCGCCAACAUCGCCAGCACCUUCAUGCUUCCCGUCACCGUGUGGUCCGAACUCGCAGUGUCAGAUGGUAGGGGGUGUGCCAGCGUGUUCGUGCCUGCCAGACUACAUCGGGUCCCCACCGACCUGUCGGCCCGAAUGUGUGCUUAGCGCGGAGUGUCCCAGUCAGAUGGCCUGUAUCAAGCAACGCUGUAGAGACCCGUGUCCAGGCUCGUGUGGAGUAAACGCUAACUGCCAUGUCGUCAACCACCUGCCUAUCUGUACCUGUAAUGAAGGCUUCACUGGAGACCCGUUCACUCAGUGCUCACCGAUACCGAUCACAACACCAAAACCAGAAGCAGUGGAUCCCUGCAACCCUUCGCCUUGUGGACCCAAUGCUGUCUGCAGAGGUGCAGGCUUGUGUGAGUGUAUCCCCGAGUACACGGGCAACCCCUAUGAAGCAUGCCGUCCUGAGUGUGUAGUCAACCCUGAGUGUCCGAGGGACAAAGCCUGUCUGCGCAACAAGUGUAGGGACCCUUGCCCCGGCACUUGCGGCCAGAACGCUCAGUGCGACGUUGUAAACCACAUCCCCGUCUGUUCUUGUCCUCAGGGCUACACCGGCGACCCUUUCACCAGCUGUCGGGUCUUGCCACCAGUAGUACAAGGGCCGAUAGACCCGUGUCAACCGUCACCUUGUGGACCCAACAGUCAGUGCCGGACACAAGACAGUCACGCUGUGUGCUCAUGUCUUGCCGGUUACUCGGGAGCACCACCAUCAUGUCGACCUGAGUGUAUCGUCAGCUCCGAGUGUCCUCAGACCCGUGCCUGUGUCAACCAGAAGUGCACUGACCCCUGCCUCGGCUCCUGCGGCCUCAACGCUCGUUGCGAAGUCAUCAACCACUCGCCCAUCUGCAGCUGUCGUGAAGGCCAAACUGGAGACCCGUUCAGGAGCUGUUUCGAUUUGCCUCCUCCAACACCUCCUCCCGCUGACGAACAGGAGAGGGACCCGUGUGUGCCGUCGCCCUGUGGCCCCAACGCCCAGUGCCAGACCAAUGGACGUUCACCUGCCUGUUCCUGCCUGCCUGACUAUGUAGGGGCCCCUCCCAACUGUCGCCCAGAGUGCGUCAUCAAUCCUGACUGUCCCGCCACGCAAGCCUGUGUCAACAGCAAGUGUGUGGACCCUUGCCCAGGCUCGUGCGGCAUCAAUGCCCAGUGUUCGGUCAUCAGUCACGCAGUCACCUGCACCUGUCAGGCUGGCUUCACUGGCAACCCCUUUGUACAAUGCAUCGCCCAGCAACAAGAGCAGAUCAACCCUUGCACACCCUCACCUUGUGGAUCUAAUGCGAUCUGUACGGAGCGUAAUGGAGCGGGAGCCUGCAGCUGUAUCCCAGACUACCAGGGUAACCCAUACGAGGGUUGCAGACCCGAGUGUGUGCUCAGCUCUGACUGCCCUACGGACCGUGCAUGCAUACGCAACAAGUGUCAGGAUCCCUGCCCCGGCGUAUGCGCUCAGUUCGCCCAGUGCACUGUCAUCAAUCACAUCCCUACCUGUACCUGCAUGCCGGGAUACGUUGGCAACCCAUUCGUCUCCUGUGCGGUCCAAGAGGCUCCAGUGACGCAGGCCACAGUGGUGGACCCGUGCAACCCAACGCCGUGUGGGCCCAACAGUGUUUGCCGCAACAACAACGGCCAGGCUGUCUGCUCAUGUGCCCCCGAGUACCAGGGAGCUCCUCCCAACUGUAGACCCGAGUGUGUUGUCAACAACGAGUGCCCGACCAACCGGGCAUGCUACAAGUUCAAGUGUACUGACCCCUGUCCUGGCACCUGCGGCAUGGAUGCUCAAUGCCAGGUUAUCAACCACAAUCCCAUCUGCAGCUGUCGUGCCGGCCUCACUGGUGAUCCUUUCAUCAGAUGUUUCCCAGUGCCAGUUCAACCAACACCGACUACACAGCAAGAGCCGUUGGACCCAUGUAACCCAUCUCCCUGUGGACCAUUCUCUGAGUGUCGUGCGGUCGGAACGCAGCCAUCCUGCUCCUGCCUGCCCAACUACACUGGAUCACCUCCCAACUGUCGACCCGAGUGUGUGGUCAACACUGACUGCCCCUUCACACAGGCCUGUAUAUCGGAGAAGUGCCGUGACCCUUGCCCUGGCUCUUGCGGUCUAAAUGCUGACUGUCGUGUACAGAAUCAUAUACCGAUCUGUACCUGUGCUGCGGGCUUCAGCGGCGAUCCUUUCUCACAGUGCUCACCCAUUGUUGUGGAAGAACCACCGCAAGCAAAAGACCCGUGCAAUCCAUCACCUUGUGGGGCCAAUGCCAUCUGUAACAACGGAGCAUGCACGUGCCAGACCAACUACUUCGGCGACCCGUACACAGGCUGUCGGCCGGAGUGCACAAUGAACUCAGACUGUCCACGCAAUCGUGCUUGCAGUAACCAGAGGUGUAUCGACCCCUGUCCAGGAACCUGUGGCUCUGGAGCUACAUGCGAUGUCAUAAACCACAUUCCCACCUGCACCUGCCCCUCGGGUACCUCCGGUGACCCCUUCGUUGCCUGCAAGGAGGUCAGACUGCCUGCUGCAGCUCCAGUGGAUCCCUGCAGCCCGUCACCGUGUGGCCCGAACAGUCUGUGCCGAGUCAACAACGGAGUGGGUGUGUGCUCAUGCCAGAGCGGUUUCGUGGGUGCACCACCUUCGUGCCGUCCUGAAUGUGUGGUCAGUGCCGAGUGUCCACUCACCCAGGCCUGUCUCAACAGCAAGUGUCGUGACCCGUGCCCUGGCACGUGUGGCCAGAAUGCUCGGUGCCAGGUCGUCAACCACAACCCCAUCUGCAGCUGUGCGGCCGGCAACACUGGAGAUCCGUUCCGACAGUGCUUCCCCAUUCCAGCAACGCCAGUGCCGAAUGUGCCGACAAAUCCGUGUCAGCCAUCACCGUGCGGACCGAAUGCAGACUGUCAAGUGCGCGGUGACAGUCCCGCGUGUUCGUGCCUGCCCAACUACAUCGGGUCCCCACCGAACUGUCGUCCCGAGUGUACUAUAAACCCCGAGUGUUCUAGUCAGUUAGCGUGUAUCAACCAGCGGUGUGCGGACCCGUGUCCGGGCUCGUGCGGUUAUAACGCGCAGUGUUCCGUGGUGAACCACACGCCGGUGUGUUCGUGCAACGCUGGCCACACUGGAGAUCCAUUCACCGGCUGCACACCAGUACAAGCCACCCCCGUGUCUGAGGUCACCACCCCCUGCACCCCCUCGCCAUGCGGAGCUAAUGCCAUCUGCAGGGAACAGAACGGGGCCGGCUCCUGUGUCUGUCAGGCUGGCUACUUCGGCAACCCCUAUGAGGGCUGUCGGCCUGAGUGUACUGUCAAUCCCGACUGCCCCACGAACCGUGCCUGUGUCCGCAACAAGUGUGAGGACCCCUGCCCCGGCACCUGUGGCCAGAACGCAGAGUGUCGUGUCAUCAACCAUGUCCCCAUGUGUUACUGCCUACCAGGAUUCAUUGGUGAACCAUUCCGCUUCUGCAGGCCACAGCCUGUCCAAUCUGUACAAGCUGAGCCAGUGAACCCUUGCAACCCAUCUCCAUGUGGACCCAACAGCCAGUGCAGGGAAGUGAAUGGACAAGCUGUGUGUUCCUGUCUGCCAACAUACAUAGGUCAGCCUCCAAGCUGCAGACCUGAGUGUGUUGUGAGCAGCGAGUGUCCAGCCAACCGAGCUUGUGUCAACCAGAAAUGUGUGGAUCCUUGUCCUGGCACUUGUGGUCAGAAUACUAGAUGUCAGGUCAUCAAUCACAGUCCAAUCUGCAGUUGCAAUCCAGGCUUCACUGGUGAUCCUUUCUCAAGAUGCUCUCCUAUUCCACCACCUCAACCACCACAAGCUACUCCAGUCUACAGGGAUCCCUGUGUACCAUCACCUUGUGGACCGAAUUCUCAGUGCCGUGAUAUUGGAGGGAGUCCAUCAUGUUCCUGCCUCCCAGAAUAUUUAGGUUCACCUCCAAAUUGUAGACCUGAGUGUCUUAUUAGUGCAGAGUGUGCCAGCAACCUUGCCUGCAUGAGGGAGAAGUGUAGAGACCCCUGUCCAGGAUCUUGUGGUGCUGGAGCCCAGUGCAAUGUCGUCAACCACACACCUAUCUGCACGUGUCCUGAAGGCUUCACUGGAGAUCCUUUCACCAGUUGCUUCCCCAAACCUCCUGAUGUUGAGCCAGUACAAGCUAGUGAUCCAUGCAACCCAUCUCCCUGUGGCCCCAACGCCCAGUGUGCUGAUGGAAUCUGCAGCUGUCUGCCAGAAUUUCAAGGAGAUCCUUACUCAGGAUGUAGACCAGAGUGUGUCCUCAACACCGACUGCCCAAGAGAUCGAGCCUGUAUCCGCAACAAGUGUCAAGAUCCUUGUCCUGGAACCUGUGGUCAGAAUGCUGUCUGUCAAGUCAUCAAUCAUAUCCCCAUGUGCAGCUGUCCCCCGGGCAUGUCUGGCAAUCCAUUUGUCGAUUGCCGUCCACAGCAAGCUCCGGUAGUAACACAGCCAUGCAACCCAUCUCCUUGUGGACCAUACAGUCAGUGUAGAGAGAUCAAUGGACAAGCUGUGUGCUCUUGUGUGCCUGGCUACAUCGGAAGUCCACCCACCUGCAGGCCUGAGUGUGUGGUCAACUCUGACUGUAACCUCAACCAAGCAUGUAGCAACCAGAAAUGCAGAGACCCUUGCCCAGGAACUUGUGGAGUGGGGGCAAGAUGUCAAGUCAUCAACCACAAUCCCAUCUGUAGUUGCCCUAAUGGUUUCACAGGAGACCCAUUUGUUAGAUGUCAGCCCAUUCCUCCUCCACAGCAGACUCCACCAACCAAUCCCUGUCAACCUUCACCAUGUGGCCCCAACUCUCAGUGCAGAGUAUCCGGGGACAGUCCAUCCUGUUCCUGCCUGCCUGAUUUCAUCGGAACUCCACCCAAUUGUAGACCUGAGUGUGCAAGCAACAGUGAGUGUUCCAGUCAUCUGGCCUGCAUCAAUCAGAAGUGCAAGGAUCCUUGUCCAGGCACUUGUGGAUCCAAUGCUAUGUGCAGAGUGGUCAGUCACACUCCUCAAUGUGUCUGUGUAGUAGGAUACACUGGAGAUCCUUUCGUCCAGUGCAUCCUGCAACAAGCUGAACCCAUCCAAGAGGUAUCAACUCCAUGUACACCUUCACCUUGUGGAUCCAAUGCAGUCUGCAGAGAACAGAAUGGUGCAGGAGCCUGCACGUGUCUACCUGAUUACAUUGGCAACCCUUACGAAGGCUGUCGACCUGAAUGUACCCUCAACACUGACUGUCCUUCCAACAGAGCUUGCAUCCGCAACAAAUGUCAGGACCCUUGCCCAGGAACUUGUGGACAGAAUGCUGACUGUCAAGUUAUCAAUCAUUUGCCAUUGUGCACUUGUCGACCUGGCUACACUGGAGAUCCCUUCCGCUUCUGUAACGUCAUGCCUCCUCCACCUCCUGUGCAAGCAGAGCCAGUGAACCCUUGCAACCCAUCUCCAUGUGGACCCAACAGCCAGUGCAGGGAAGUGAAUGGACAAGCUGUGUGCUCUUGUCUGCCAACAUACAUAGGCCAGCCUCCAGGCUGCAGACCUGAGUGUGUUGUGAGCAGCGAGUGUCCAACCAACCGAGCUUGUGUCAACCAGAAAUGUGCAGAUCCUUGCCCUGGCACUUGUGGUCAGAAUACUAGAUGUCAAGUUAUCAAUCACAGUCCUAUAUGCAGCUGCAAUCCAGGCUUCACUGGUGAUCCAUUCUCAAGAUGUUUUCCUGUGCCUCCACCUCCACCGCCACAGUCUGCACCAGUAUACGUUAAUCCCUGUGUACCGUCACCUUGUGGACCGAAUUCUCAGUGUCGGGAUAUUGGAGGGAGUCCAUCAUGUUCCUGCCUCCCAGAAUAUUUAGGUUCACCUCCAAAUUGUAGACCUGAGUGUGUCAUCAGUGCUGAGUGUGCCAGCAACCUUGCCUGCAUGAGGGAGAAGUGUAGAGACCCCUGUCCAGGAUCUUGUGGUGCUGGAGCCCAGUGCAGUGUCAUCAACCACACACCUAUCUGCACGUGCCCUGAAGGAUUCACUGGAGACCCUUUCACCAACUGCGUCCCCAAACCUCCUGAUGUUGAACCUGUACAAGCCAGUGACCCCUGCAACCCAUCUCCCUGUGGUCCCAACGCACAGUGUGCUGAUGGAGUCUGCACCUGUCUACCAGAAUUUCAGGGAGAUCCUUACUCAGGAUGUAGACCAGAGUGUGUCCUCAACACUGAUUGUCCAAGAGACCGAGCCUGUAUCCGCAACAAGUGUCAAGACCCUUGUCCUGGAACUUGUGGGCAAAAUGCUGUCUGUCAAGUCAUCAAUCACAUCCCGAUGUGCAGCUGUCCUCAGGGCAUGUCUGGCAAUCCAUUUGUUGAUUGCCGUCCAAUGCAAGCUCCGGUAGUAACACAGCCCUGCAACCCCUCUCCCUGUGGACCAUACAGUCAGUGUAGAGAGAUCAACGGACAAGCUGUGUGCUCUUGUGUACCUGGCUACAUCGGCAGUCCACCCACCUGCAGGCCUGAGUGUGUGGUCAACUCUGACUGUGGCAGGAAUGAGGCCUGCAGCAACCAAAAAUGCAGAGACCCCUGUCCAGGAACUUGUGGAGUGGGAGCAAGAUGCCAAGUCAUCAAUCAUAAUCCCAUCUGCAGCUGUCCCAGUGGUUUUACAGGAGACCCAUUUGUCAGAUGUCAGCCCAUUCCUCCUCCACAGCAGGCCCCUCCAACCAAUCCCUGUCAACCUUCACCAUGUGGUCCUAACUCUCAAUGCAAAGUAUCUGGUGACAGUCCAUCUUGUUCUUGCCUUCCUGAAUACGUCGGAACUCCCCCCAAUUGUAGACCUGAGUGUGCAAGCAACAGCGAGUGUUCAAGUCACCUAGCCUGCAUCAACCUGAAGUGCAAGGAUCCUUGUCCAGGCACUUGUGGAGCCAAUGCUAUGUGCAGAGUCGUCAGUCAUACUCCACAAUGUGUUUGUGUGGUUGGCUACAUUGGAGAUCCAUUUGUUCAAUGUACACUGCAACAAGCUGAACCCAUCCAAGAGGUAUCAACUCCAUGUACACCUUCACCUUGUGGAUCUAAUGCAGUCUGCAGAGAACAGAAUGGUGCAGGAGCCUGCACGUGUCUGCCUGACUACAUCGGCAAUCCUUACGAAGGAUGUCGACCUGAGUGUACCCUCAACACUGACUGUCCUUCCAACAGAGCUUGCAUCCGCAACAAAUGUCAGGACCCUUGCCCAGGAACUUGUGGACAGAAUGCUGACUGUCAGGUUGUCAAUCACUUGCCAUUGUGUACUUGUCGACCUGGCUACACUGGAGAUCCUUUCCGUUUCUGCAACGUAAUGCCUCCUCCACCUCCUGUACAAGCAGAGCCUGUAAACCCUUGCAACCCAUCUCCAUGUGGACCCAACAGCCAGUGCAGGGAAGUGAAUGGACAAGCUGUGUGCUCUUGUCUGCCAACUUACAUAGGCCAGCCUCCAGGCUGCAGACCUGAGUGUGUUGUGAGCAGCGAGUGUCCAGCCAACCGAGCUUGUGUCAACCAGAAAUGCGCAGAUCCUUGUCCUGGCACCUGUGGUCAGAAUACUAGAUGUCAAGUUAUCAAUCACAGUCCUAUCUGCAGCUGCAAUCCAGGCUUCACUGGUGAUCCAUUCUCAAGAUGUUUCCCUGUGCCUCCACCUCCACCACCACAGUCAGCACCGGUUUAUUUAGAUCCAUGUGUGCCGUCACCUUGUGGACCUUACUCUCAGUGUCGGGAUAUUGGAGGCUCUCCAUCCUGCUCCUGCCUGCCAGAGUACACAGGCACUCCACCCAACUGUAGACCUGAGUGUGUCAUCAGUGCUGAGUGUGCCAGCAACCUUGCCUGCAUGAGGGAGAAGUGUAGAGACCCCUGUCCAGGAUCUUGUGGUGCUGGAGCCCAGUGCAGUGUCAUCAACCACACACCUAUCUGCACGUGUCCUGAGGGAUUCACUGGAGACCCUUUCACCAACUGCUUCCCCAAACCUCCUGAUGUUGAACCAGUACAAGCCAGUGACCCCUGCAACCCAUCUCCCUGUGGUCCCAACGCACAGUGUGCUGAUGGAGUCUGCACCUGUCUGCCUGAAUUCCAAGGAGAUCCUUACUCAGGGUGUAGGCCAGAGUGUGUCCUCAACACCGACUGCCCAAGAGACCGGGCUUGUAUUCGCAACAAGUGUCAAGAUCCUUGUCCUGGAACUUGUGGACAAAAUGCUGUCUGUCAAGUAAUCAACCAUAUCCCCAUGUGCAGCUGUCCUCAGGGCAUGUCAGGCAAUCCAUUUGUGGAUUGUCGACCUAUGCAAGCUCCAGUAGUCACACAACCUUGCAAUCCCUCUCCCUGUGGACCAUACAGCCAGUGUAGAGAGAUCAAUGGACAAGCUGUGUGCUCCUGUGUGCCUGGCUACAUCGGCAGUCCACCCACCUGCAGGCCUGAGUGUGUGGUCAACUCUGACUGUGGCAGAAAUGAGGCCUGCAGCAACCAGAAAUGCAGAGACCCUUGUCCAGGAACUUGUGGAGUAGGAGCAAGAUGCCAAGUCAUCAACCAUAAUCCCAUCUGCAGCUGUCCCAGUGGUUUUACAGGAGACCCAUUCGUUAGAUGUCAGCCAAUCCCUCCUCCACAGCAGGCCCCUCCAACCAAUCCCUGUCAACCCUCACCUUGUGGUCCCAACUCUCAGUGCAAAGUGUCUGGAGACAGUCCAUCGUGUUCUUGCCUACCUGAUUUCAUUGGAACACCUCCCAGCUGUAGACCUGAGUGUGUGAGCAACAGCGAGUGUUCCAGUCACCUGGCCUGUAUCAACCUGAAGUGCAAGGAUCCUUGUCCAGGCACUUGUGGAGCCAAUGCUAUGUGCAGAGUCGUCAGUCAUACUCCACAAUGUGUCUGUGUGGUUGGCUACACUGGAGAUCCAUUUGUCCAGUGCACAUUGCAACAAGCUGAACCCAUACAAGAGGUAUCAACACCAUGUACACCUUCACCUUGUGGAUCAAACGCAGUCUGCAGAGAACAGAAUGGUGCAGGAGCCUGCACGUGUCUACCUGAUUACAUCGGCAACCCUUAUGAAGGAUGUCGACCUGAAUGUACCCUCAACACUGACUGUCCUUCCAACAGAGCAUGCAUCCGCAACAAAUGUCAGGACCCUUGCCCAGGAACUUGUGGACAGAAUGCUGACUGUCAGGUUGUCAACCACUUGCCAUUGUGUACUUGUCGAUCUGGCUACACUGGAGAUCCUUUCCGUUUCUGCAAUGUCAUGCCACCUCCACCUCCUGUGCAAGCAGAGCCAGUGAACCCUUGCAACCCAUCUCCAUGUGGACCCAACAGCCAGUGCAGGGAAGUGAAUGGACAAGCUGUGUGCUCUUGUCUGCCAACAUACAUAGGCCAGCCUCCAGGCUGCAGACCUGAGUGUGUUGUGAGCAGCGAGUGUCCAGCCAACCGAGCUUGUGUCAACCAGAAAUGUGUGGAUCCUUGCCCUGGCACUUGUGGUCAGAAUACCAGAUGUCAAGUUAUCAACCACAGUCCAAUAUGCAGCUGUAAUCCAGGCUUCACUGGUGAUCCAUUCUCCAGAUGUUUUCCCAUACCUCCUCCUCCUCCACUUCCAGCUGAUCCUAUUAUCAGAGAUCCGUGUGUACCAUCUCCUUGUGGACCUUACUCUCAAUGUCGGGAUAUUGGAGGCUCUCCAUCCUGCUCCUGCCUGCCAGAGUACACAGGCACUCCACCCAACUGUAGACCUGAGUGUGUCAUCAGUGCUGAGUGUGCCAGCAACCUUGCCUGCAUGAGGGAGAAAUGUAGAGACCCUUGUCCAGGAUCUUGUGGUGCUGGAGCCCAGUGCAGUGUCAUCAACCACACACCUAUCUGCACGUGUCCUGAGGGAUUCACUGGAGACCCUUUUACCAGCUGCUUCCCCAAACCUCCUGAUGUUGAGCCAGUACAAGCCAGUGACCCCUGCAACCCAUCUCCCUGUGGCCCCAACGCACAAUGUGCUGAUGGAGUCUGCACCUGUCUGCCAGAAUUCCAAGGAGAUCCUUACUCAGGAUGUAGGCCAGAGUGUGUCCUCAAUACCGACUGCCCAAGAGACCGAGCCUGUAUCCGCAACAAGUGUCAAGACCCUUGUCCUGGUACUUGUGGACAAAACGCUAUCUGUCAAGUUAUCAACCAUAUCCCGAUGUGCAGCUGUCCUCAGGGCAUGUCUGGCAAUCCAUUUGUGGAUUGUCGACCAAUGCAAGCUCCACCAGUGACACAGCCCUGUAACCCAUCUCCUUGUGGACCAUUCAGCCAGUGCAGAGAAGUGAAUGGCCAAGCUGUGUGCUCUUGUGUGCCUGGCUACAUCGGAAGUCCACCAGCCUGCAGACCUGAGUGUGUUGUCAACUCUGACUGUAACCUCAACCAAGCCUGUAGCAACCAGAAAUGCAGAGACCCUUGUCCAGGUACUUGUGGAGUGGGGGCAAGAUGUCAAGUCAUCAACCACAAUCCAAUCUGCAGCUGUCCUAAUGGCUUUACAGGAGACCCAUUUGUCAGAUGUCAGCCUAUUCCUCCUCCACAGCAGGCUCCACCAACCAACCCCUGUCAACCUUCACCUUGUGGUCCCAACUCUCAGUGCAAAGUGUCUGGAGACAGUCCAUCCUGUUCAUGUUUACCGGACUUUAUUGGAACACCUCCCAACUGUAGACCCGAGUGCGUGAGCAACAGCGAGUGUUCCAGUCACUUGGCCUGCAUCAACCAAAAGUGCAAGGAUCCUUGUCCAGGCACUUGUGGAGCCAAUGCUAUGUGCAGAGUUGUCAGUCACACUCCACAAUGUGUCUGUUUGGCUGGCUACAAUGGGGAUCCAUUCGUUCAGUGUAUUUUGCAACAAGCUGAACCUAUCCAAGAGGUAUCAACACCUUGCACGCCUUCACCUUGUGGAUCCAAUGCAGUUUGCAGAGAACAGAAUGGUGCAGGAGCCUGCACGUGUCUACCUGAUUACAUCGGCAACCCGUACGAAGGAUGUCGACCUGAGUGUACUCUCAACACAGACUGUGCUUCCAACAGAGCUUGCAUCCGCAACAAAUGUCAGGACCCUUGCCCAGGAACUUGUGGACAGAAUGCUGACUGUCAGGUUGUCAACCACUUGCCAUUGUGUACUUGUCGAUCUGGGUACACUGGAGAUCCUUUCCGUUACUGUAACAUCAUGCCACCUCCACCUCCUGUGCAAGCAGAGCCAGUGAACCCUUGCAACCCAUCUCCAUGUGGACCCAACAGCCAGUGCAGGGAAGUGAAUGGACAAGCUGUGUGCUCUUGUCUGCCAACGUACAUAGGUCAGCCUCCAGGCUGCAGACCUGAGUGUGUUGUGAGCAGCGAGUGUCCAGCUAACCGAGCUUGUGUCAACCAGAAAUGUGUGGAUCCUUGUCCUGGCACUUGUGGUCAGAAUACCAGAUGUCAAGUUAUCAAUCACAGUCCAAUAUGCAGUUGUAAUCCAGGCUUUACUGGUGAUCCAUUCUCAAGAUGUGUGCCUAUACCUCCACCUCCUCCACCUCCAGCUGAUCCUAUUAUCAGAGAUCCAUGUGUGCCAUCACCUUGUGGACCUUACUCUCAGUGUCGGGAUAUUGGAGGCUCUCCAUCCUGCUCCUGCCUGCCAGAGUACACAGGCACUCCGCCCAACUGUAGACCUGAGUGUGUCAUCAGUGCUGAGUGUGCCAGCAACCUUGCCUGCAUGAGGGAGAAGUGUAGAGACCCCUGUCCAGGAUCUUGUGGUGCUGGAGCCCAGUGCAGUGUCAUCAACCACACACCUAUCUGCACGUGUCCUGAGGGAUUCACUGGAGACCCUUUCACGAACUGCGUCCCCAAACCUCCUGAUGUUGAGCCGGUGCAAGCCAGUGACCCCUGCAACCCAUCUCCCUGUGGCCCCAAUGCCCAGUGUGCUGAUGGAGUCUGCACCUGCCUGCCAGAAUUCCAAGGAGAUCCUUACUCAGGAUGUAGACCAGAGUGUGUCCUCAACACCGACUGCCCAAGAGACCGAGCUUGUAUUCGCAACAAGUGUCAAGACCCUUGUCCUGGUACUUGUGGACAAAACGCUAUCUGUCAAGUUAUCAACCAUAUCCCGAUGUGCAGCUGUCCUCAGGGCAUGUCUGGCAAUCCAUUUGUUGAUUGCCGUCCAAUGCAAGCUCCAGUAGUAACACAGCCCUGCAACCCGUCUCCUUGUGGACCAUACAGUCAGUGUAGAGAGAUCAACGGACAAGCUGUGUGCUCUUGUGUGCCUGGCUACAUCGGCAGUCCACCCACCUGCAGGCCUGAGUGUGUGGUCAACUCUGACUGUGGCAGAAAUGAGGCCUGCAGCAACCAGAAGUGUAGAGACCCUUGUCCAGGAACUUGUGGAGUGGGAGCAAGAUGCCAAGUCAUCAAUCAUAAUCCCAUCUGCAGCUGUCCCAAUGGUUUUACAGGAGACCCAUUUGUCAGAUGUCAGACCAUUCCUCCUCCACAGCAAGCCCCACCAACCAACCCCUGUCAACCCUCACCUUGUGGUCCUAACUCUCAAUGCAAAGUGACCGGAGAUAGUCCAUCCUGUUCCUGCCUGCCUGAAUACAUUGGAACUCCUCCCAACUGUAGACCUGAGUGUGUGAGCAACAGCGAGUGUUCCAGUCACCUGGCCUGCAUCAAUCAGAAGUGCAAGGAUCCUUGUCCAGGCACUUGUGGAGCCAAUGCUAUGUGCAGAGUCGUCAGUCAUACUCCACAAUGUGUCUGUGUGGUUGGAUACACUGGAGAUCCUUUUGUCCAAUGUAUUCUACAACAAGCUGAACCUAUCCAAGAGGUAUCAACACCAUGUACACCUUCUCCUUGUGGAUCUAACGCAGUUUGCAGAGAACAGAAUGGUGCAGGAGCCUGCACGUGUCUACCUGAUUACAUUGGCAACCCCUAUGAAGGAUGUCGACCUGAGUGUACCCUUAACACUGAUUGUCCUUCCAACAGAGCUUGCAUCCGCAACAAAUGUCAGGACCCUUGCCCAGGAACUUGUGGACAGAAUGCUGACUGUCAGGUUGUCAACCACUUGCCAUUGUGUACUUGUCGACCUGGCUACACUGGAGACCCUUUCCGCUUCUGUAAUGUCAUGCCUCCUCCAUCUCCUGUACAAGCAGAGCCUGUAAACCCUUGCAACCCAUCUCCAUGUGGACCCAACAGCCAGUGCAGGGAAGUGAAUGGACAAGCUGUGUGCUCUUGUCUGCCAACUUACAUAGGCCAGCCUCCAGGCUGCAGACCUGAGUGUGUUGUGAGCAGCGAGUGUCCAGCCAACCGAGCUUGUGUUAACCAGAAAUGUGUGGAUCCAUGUCCUGGCACUUGUGGUCAGAAUACCAGAUGUCAAGUUAUCAACCACAGUCCUAUCUGCAGCUGUAAUCAGGGUUUUACUGGUGAUCCUUUCUCCAGAUGUUUCCCUGUGCCUCCUCCACCACCACCACCAGCUGAUCCUAUUAUCAGAGAUCCAUGUGUACCGUCACCUUGUGGACCUUACUCUCAAUGUCGGGAUAUUGGAGGCUCUCCAUCCUGCUCCUGCAUGCCAGAGUACACAGGCACUCCACCCAACUGUAGACCUGAGUGUGUCAUCAGUGCUGAGUGUGCCAGCAACCUUGCCUGCAUGAGGGAGAAGUGUAGAGACCCCUGUCCAGGAUCUUGUGGUGCUGGAGCCCAGUGCAGUGUCAUCAACCACACACCUAUCUGCACGUGUCCUGAGGGAUUCACUGGAGACCCUUUCACCAACUGCUUCCCCAAACCUCCUGAUGUUGAGCCAGUACAAGCCAGUGACCCCUGCAACCCAUCUCCCUGUGGCCCCAACGCCCAGUGUGCUGAUGGAGUCUGCACCUGUCUACCAGAAUUCCAAGGAGAUCCUUACUCAGGAUGUAGACCAGAGUGUGUUCUCAACACCGACUGCCCAAGGGACCGAGCUUGUAUUCGCAACAAGUGUCAAGACCCUUGUCCUGGAACUUGUGGACAAAAUGCUGUCUGUCAAGUCAUCAAUCACAUCCCCAUGUGCAGCUGUCCUCAGGGCAUGUCUGGCAAUCCAUUUGUUGAUUGCCGUCCAAUGCAAGCUCCUGUAGUAACACAGCCCUGCAACCCGUCACCUUGUGGACCAUACAGUCAGUGUAGAGAGAUCAAUGGACAGGCUGUGUGCUCUUGUGUGCCUGGCUACAUCGGCAGUCCACCCACCUGCAGGCCUGAGUGUGUGGUCAACUCUGACUGUGGCAGGAAUGAAGCCUGCAGCAACCAGAAGUGUAGGAACCCUUGUCCUGGAACUUGUGGUGUAGGGGCAAGAUGUGAAGUGGUCAACCACAACCCCAUCUGUAGCUGUCCACCUCGCUUCACUGGCGACCCUUUCAUCAGAUGCACACAAAUAGUUGUAUCCCAGACACCACCAGAACCACAAAACCCCUGUCUCCCCUCACCAUGUGGGCCAUUCUCGGAGUGUAGAGUGUCUGGAGACAGUCCAUCCUGCUCCUGCCUGACAGAAUACAUCGGAACUCCUCCCAACUGUAGACCUGAGUGUGUGAGCAACAGCGAGUGUUCCAGUCACCUGGCCUGCAUCAACCAGAAGUGUAAGGAUCCUUGUCCAGGCACUUGUGGAGCCAAUGCUAUGUGCAGAGUUGUCAGUCACACUCCACAGUGUGUCUGUGUGGUUGGCUACACUGGAGAUCCAUUCGUCCAAUGUAUUCUGCAACAAGCUGAACCUAUCCAAGAGGUAUCAACUCCAUGCACACCUUCACCUUGUGGAUCCAAUGCAGUCUGCAGAGAACAGAAUGGUGCAGGAGCCUGCACAUGUCUACCUGACUACAUCGGCAACCCUUACGAAGGAUGUCGACCUGAGUGUACUCUCAACACAGACUGCCCUUCCAACAGAGCUUGUAUUCGCAACAAAUGUCAGGACCCUUGCCCAGGAACAUGUGGACAGAAUGCUGACUGUCAGGUUGUCAACCACUUGCCAUUGUGUACUUGUCGACCUGGCUACACUGGAGAUCCUUUCCGUUUCUGCAAUGUCAUGCCUCCUCCAUCUCCUGUGCAAGCUGAGCCAGUGAACCCUUGCAAUCCAUCUCCAUGUGGACCCAACAGCCAGUGCAGGGAAGUGAAUGGACAAGCUGUGUGCUCUUGUCUGCCAACAUACAUAGGCCAGCCCCCAGGCUGCAGACCUGAGUGUGUUGUGAGCAGUGAGUGUCCAGCCAACCGAGCUUGUGUCAACCAGAAAUGUGUGGAUCCUUGUCCUGGUACUUGUGGUCAGAAUACUAGAUGUCAGGUCAUCAACCACAGUCCUAUCUGCAGCUGCAAUCAAGGUUUCACUGGUGAUCCUUUCUCCAGAUGUUUCCCUGUACCUCCACCUCCACCACCUCCAGCUGAUCCUAUUAUCAGAGAUCCAUGUGUGCCGUCACCUUGUGGACCUUACUCUCAGUGUCGGGAUAUUGGAGGCUCUCCAUCCUGCUCCUGUCUGCCAGAGUACACAGGCACUCCACCCAACUGUAGACCUGAGUGUGUCAUCAGUGCUGAGUGUGCCAGCAACCUUGCCUGCAUGAGGGAGAAGUGUAGAGACCCCUGUCCAGGAUCUUGUGGUGCUGGAGCCCAGUGCAGUGUCAUCAACCACACACCUAUCUGCACAUGUCCUGAGGGAUUCACUGGAGACCCUUUCACCAAUUGCUUCCCCAAACCUCCUGAUGUUGAACCAGUACAAGCUAGUGAUCCAUGCAACCCAUCUCCCUGUGGCCCCAAUGCGCAGUGUGCUGAUGGACUCUGCACCUGUCUGCCUGAAUUCCAAGGUGACCCUUAUUCAGGAUGUCGGCCAGAGUGUGUCCUCAACACCGACUGUCCAAGAAAUCGAGCGUGUAUCCGCAACAAGUGUCAAGAUCCUUGUCCUGGAACAUGUGGACAAGGAGCAAAUUGUGAAGUCAUCAAUCACAUUCCCAUGUGUACAUGCCCAUCAGGAAUGUCUGGAAACCCAUUUGUUCAGUGCAGCCCAUUUGAAGCUCCAGUAGUAACACAGCCCUGCAACCCAUCUCCUUGUGGACCAUACAGUCAGUGUAGAGAGAUCAAUGGACAGGCUGUGUGCUCUUGUGUGCCUGGCUACAUCGGCAGUCCACCCACCUGCAGGCCUGAGUGUGUGGUCAACUCUGACUGUGGCAGGAAUGAAGCCUGCAGCAACCAGAAGUGUAGGAACCCUUGUCCUGGAACUUGUGGUGUAGGGGCAAGGUGUGAAGUGGUCAACCACAACCCCAUCUGUAGCUGUCCACCUCGCUUCACUGGAGACCCAUUUGUCAGAUGCCAACAAUUACCUGAAAUCCAAGCAACGCCUGUUCCCCAAAAUCCCUGCGUACCUUCACCAUGUGGACCAUUCUCGCAAUGCAGAGUGUCAGGUGACAGUCCAUCCUGUUCUUGCCUUCCUGACUACAUCGGAACUCCUCCCAACUGUAGACCCGAGUGUGUGAGCAACAGCGAGUGUUCCAGCCACCUGGCCUGCAUCAACCAGAAGUGCAAGGAUCCUUGUCCAGGCACUUGUGGAGCCAAUGCUAUGUGUAGAGUUGUCAGUCACACUCCACAGUGCUUCUGUGUGGAAGGAUUUACAGGAAAUCCAUUCACCGGAUGCACCGUCGUUCAGUCCAUUCCUCAAGAGGUAUCAACACCAUGCACACCUUCGCCAUGUGGUGCUAACGCAGUCUGCAGAGAACAGAAUGGUGCAGGAGCCUGCACGUGUCUACCUGAUUACAUCGGCAACCCUUACGAAGGAUGUCGACCUGAGUGUACUCUCAACACAGACUGUGCUUCCAACAGAGCUUGUAUCCGCAACAAAUGUCAGGACCCUUGCCCGGGAACUUGUGGACAGAAUGCUGACUGUCAGGUUGUCAACCACUUGCCAUUGUGUACUUGUCGAUCUGGGUACACUGGAGAUCCUUUCCGCUACUGUAACGUCAUGCCUCCUCCACCUCCUGUACAAGCUGAGCCAGUGAACCCUUGUAACCCAUCUCCAUGUGGACCCAACAGCCAGUGCAGGGAAGUGAAUGGACAAGCUGUGUGCUCUUGUCUGCCAACAUACAUAGGCCAGCCUCCAGGCUGCAGACCUGAGUGUGUUGUGAGCAGCGAGUGUCCAGCCAACCGAGCUUGUGUGAACCAGAAGUGUGUGGAUCCUUGUCCUGGCACUUGCGGACAGAAUACUAGAUGUGAAGUCAUCAACCACAGUCCAAUUUGCUCCUGUAAUCCAGGUUUCACCGGUGAUCCAUUCUCCAGAUGUUUCCCCAUUCCUCCUCCUCCCCCCCAACAGUUACCACCUGUAUACGUCAAUCCUUGCAUGCCUUCACCUUGUGGGCCGAACUCUCAGUGCCGAGAUAUUGGUGGAAAUCCAUCAUGUUCUUGCCUGCCGGAGUAUCAAGGAACACCUCCUAACUGCCGACCGGAAUGUACAAUCAAUCAAGACUGCCCCAGCAACCAAGCCUGCAUGAGGGAGAAGUGUAGAGACCCUUGUCCAGGAUCUUGUGGAGCUGGAGCCCAGUGCAACGUCAUCAACCACACACCUGUCUGCACAUGUCCUGAGGGCUACACUGGGGAUCCCUUCACCAGCUGCUUCCCCAAACCUCCUGAUGUUGAGCCAGUACAAGCCAGUGACCCUUGCAAUCCAUCACCAUGUGGGCCAAAUGCACAAUGCAACAACGGAAUCUGCACCUGUCUACCGGAAUAUCAAGGAGAUCCUUACUCAGGAUGUAGGCCAGAGUGUGUCAUCAACACUGACUGUCCAAGAGACCGAGCCUGUAUCCGCAACAAGUGUCAGGAUCCUUGUCCUGGUACUUGUGGACAAGGAGCUCAAUGCGAUGUCAUCAACCAUAUUCCUAUCUGUAGCUGUCCUCAAGGAAUGUCUGGCAAUCCUUUCGUCCAAUGUCAACCCAUGCAAGCUCCACCAGUAACACAGCCUUGUAACCCAUCUCCUUGCGGACCAUUCAGCCAGUGCAGAGAAGUGAAUGGCCAAGCUGUGUGCUCUUGUGUGCCUGGCUACAUCGGAAGUCCACCAGCCUGUAGACCUGAGUGUGUGGUCAACUCUGACUGUAAUCUCAACCAAGCAUGUAGCAACCAGAAAUGCAGAGACCCUUGUCCAGGAACUUGUGGAGUGGGGGCAAGAUGUCAAGUCAUCAACCACAAUCCCAUCUGUAGUUGCCCUAACGGUUUCACAGGAGACCCAUUCGUCAGAUGUCAGCCCAUUCCUCCUCCACAGCAGGCCCCACCAACCAAUCCCUGUCAACCUUCACCUUGUGGUCCUAACUCACAGUGCAGAGUGUCUGGAGACAGUCCAUCCUGUUCCUGUCUGCCUAACUUUAUCGGAACACCUCCCAACUGUAGACCCGAGUGUGUCAGCAACAGUGACUGUACCUACAACUUGGCCUGCAUCAACCAGAAGUGUGCUGAUCCUUGUCCAGGCACUUGUGGUGCUAAUGCUGAGUGUAGAGUAGUUAGCCAUUCACCUCAGUGUGUCUGUGUGGUAGGCUACACUGGAGAUCCUUUCUCUUUCUGCAGUCUUCAACAAGCUGAACCCAUUCCUGUAGAAAGGCCUACACCUUGCAUCCCAUCCCCUUGUGGAUCAAACGCAGUCUGCAGAGAACAGAAUGGUGCAGGAGCCUGCACGUGUCUACCUGAUUACGUCGGCAAUCCUUACGAAGGCUGUAGACCUGAGUGUACCCUCAACACUGAUUGUCCUUCCAACAGAGCUUGCAUAAGAAACAAAUGUCAGGAUCCUUGCCCAGGAACUUGUGGACAGAAUGCUGACUGUCAGGUUGUCAACCAUUUGCCAUUGUGUACUUGUCGAUCUGGCUACACUGGAGAUCCUUUCCGGUACUGCAACGUCAUGCCUCCUCCACCUCCUGUACAAGCAGAGCCAGUGAACCCUUGCAACCCAUCUCCAUGUGGACCCAACAGCCAGUGCAGGGAAGUGAAUGGACAAGCUGUGUGCUCUUGUCUGCCAACUUACAUAGGCCAGCCUCCAGGCUGCAGACCUGAGUGUGUUGUGAGCAGCGAGUGUCCAGCCAACCGAGCUUGUGUCAACCAGAAGUGUGUGGAUCCUUGUCCUGGCACUUGUGGUCAAAAUACUAUAUGUCAAGUUAUCAAUCACAGUCCAAUCUGCAGCUGCAAUCCAGGCUUCACUGGAGAUCCUUUCUCCAGAUGUUUCCCUGUGCCUCCACCUCCACCACCACCAGCAGAUCCUAUAAUCAGAGAUCCGUGUGUACCAUCUCCUUGUGGACCCAACUCUCAGUGUAGAGACAUCGGCGGGUCGCCUUCAUGUUCCUGUCUACCUGACUAUCAAGGAACCCCACCAAACUGCCGACCAGAGUGUACUAUCAACCCAGACUGUCCUAGUAACCAAGCCUGUAUGCGGCAGAAGUGUAGAGACCCUUGUCCAGGAUCUUGUGGUGCUGGAGCCCAGUGCAAUGUCAUCAACCACACACCCGUCUGCACAUGUCCUGAGGGCUACACUGGGGAUCCCUUCACCAGUUGCUUCCCCAAACCUCCUGAUGUUGAGCCAGUACAAGCCAGUGACCCUUGCAAUCCAUCACCAUGUGGGCCAAAUGCACAAUGCAACAACGGAAUCUGCACCUGUCUACCGGAAUAUCAAGGAGAUCCUUACUCAGGAUGUAGGCCAGAGUGUGUCAUCAACACUGACUGUCCAAGAGACCGAGCCUGUAUCCGCAACAAGUGUCAGGAUCCUUGUCCUGGAACUUGUGGACAAGGGAGCUCAAUGCGAUGUCAUCAACCAUAUUCCUAUCUGCAGCUGUCCUCAAGGAAUGUCUGGCAAUCCUUUCGUCCAAUGUCAACCCAUGCAAGCUCCUCCAGUGACUCAGCCCUGUAACCCAUCUCCUUGUGGACCAUUCAGCCAGUGCAGAGAGGUGAAUGGCCAAGCUGUAUGCUCUUGUGUGCCUGGCUACAUCGGAAGUCCUCCAGCCUGCAGACCUGAGUGUGUGGUCAACUCUGACUGUAAUCUCAACCA
Molecule: messenger RNA, 44703 nt
Organism: Homalodisca vitripennis (glassy-winged sharpshooter)
Lineage: Eukaryota; Metazoa; Arthropoda; Insecta; Hemiptera; Cicadellidae
Gene: dpy
Exons: 143
Coding region: 103-44565 (14820 amino acids)
Molecular function (GO): calcium ion binding
Source: RefSeq, a predicted model, not a curated record